CUUCUCUUCAGCACAAGAGAAACCGUCAUGGCUUUAUUUCAGCUUUUCUUCAUCUCGAUCUUAAGUUCCUGCGUGGCACAGGAUGAGGAUAUCAUGACUCCCGUGGUGAACAUCUACUCUGAGCUCAAGGAGCUUAAAGCUACAGUUGACGUGCUGACAGUGGAUCUGAACACUGCUAAAAAUGAACUCGCAGAGCAGAAAAGUUUGAUUCAGGAUCUGCAGAAACAGAUUAAAGAGAGUCCUAAAGUGGCAUUCACUGCAUCCAUGUCAAGUACAGAGGAUACACACCGAGGGCCUUUCAGUUCAGAGACCAAGCUCAUCUUUGAUAAAGUCCUGACCAACAUUGGCAAUGCAUAUGACCCUGUCACAGGAGUGUUUAAAGCACCUGUUAAAGGUGUGUAUUACUUCAGGUACUCAGGCUCCGCGUUUUCCUCCCAUGAUAUGGGUCUGAGCAUCUUUAAAGGCACGGCACGAUUCGUGUCGUCAUAUGAAUAUAAUUCUGGUGAGCGCAACGACCAAAUGUCGAAUGGAGCCGUGAUGGAGCUGGAUGUUGGCGAGGAGGUUCACAUGAGGCUGUGGGUCAGAACCUGGAUCUUUGUGGAUCCACGGUACAACUAUUCCACUUUCACAGGAUACCUGCUUUACCCACUCGACUCUACUUCAGUAUAGUUUGCAAGUGUGAAUCAUUUCAUAAAAUGUCAAAAAGAACUGUUUAAAUGUCCUGAAAACAUAGAUUAUGUUUCUUUGUUGCGUUAAUCAUGCAUCCAUGUAAUUAAAGGUCACUGUUUCAGAUAUACAGACAAAAACAAGAGUCCUACUUUACUCUUCUGUGGAACAUACAUUUUCAUUCAGACACAUUACAUUGAUGUCCAAAUGGGGACUUAUCAUAGACUUUUUUAUUGUUAUUUUCAAUUGUGUAUGUUACUAGAUGGCAAACUUAACGAUGGUAACCUAACAAAUGUGAUGUCAAAGAACAGUUAUGUAAAUCCAUGCACAUAAAACACUAGUUACAUAUUUUGUGUUAAAUAAAAAAACUAAGCUUG
Messenger RNA from Carassius gibelio (silver crucian carp), 1043 nucleotides. It is a transcript of the gene cbln11, whose product is annotated as cerebellin 11. The record is from RefSeq and is a predicted model, not a curated record. The coding region runs from base 28 to 669 and encodes 213 amino acids. The transcript has 3 exons. Gene Ontology annotation, molecular function: protein binding. Lineage: Eukaryota; Metazoa; Chordata; Actinopteri; Cypriniformes; Cyprinidae.